Mytilus californianus (California mussel) is the source of this 8066-nucleotide messenger RNA. RefSeq lists its product as uncharacterized. The record is from RefSeq and is a predicted model, not a curated record. The transcript is spliced from 6 exons. The coding region runs from base 206 to 4036 and encodes 1276 amino acids. NCBI's taxonomy places the organism in Eukaryota, Metazoa, Mollusca, Bivalvia, Mytilida, Mytilidae. Gene Ontology annotation, molecular function: protein binding.
CAGGGAAUUAAAUUGGGAGAAGACAUGCAACUUCGUACAGAAAACGGACUGCAUCCAUGAUUCAUGAAACAGAAUGACACAAUUCAUGAGAAUGCCAACCUUGGCUGUUAUGGUUUUAUACCGAUUCUGCAUGUAGAUCAGAAAUAAUAUAAAGGCCAUCUUUAUUAAAAAAAGGGGGGUUUUCCAGUUUUCGGUCAAUAACAGGAUGGCAACAUCCUUGGCACAGGAUGACAUAAAUUUUCUACGAUUAGCUGGUUUGUUGAUAAAGAUUGCACCACGUGCUGUAAGACGAAGGUUUGACUAUGAAUUCCAUCCAGGACAGCUUCAACAAUUUCUGAGUAAAAACCGACGUAAGAUAGAUGACCUAACAUAUAAGAAAAGAAUCAUCACACUGGCACAGUAUGAUUUAUUAUAUCCAAGAGGUUCGUCAGGAGUAUCAUCAGAUAUGUUUGAUAUAUCAUUGAUGGUAUGUUUACUCAGAAAUUUCACAGAUGUAAACAUCCAAGAUAGUCUUCCACUGGAAUCGAUUCAUACUACAGAUGCAGAUAUUUCCAGGAUAAAAUUUUACAGGAACUACAUUGUUCAUUCAGACAGCGGGAAAGUUCCUGAAAACACCUUUUCAGAAAUAAGGAACUGUGUAGUUGAGGCCAUACUUAGACUAGUACCGGACUUAAAGUCAGAUAUUGAUGCAAUGAUGAUUUCACCAUUUACUAAUGACAGUGAUAUGAAAGAUUUCAUACGGCGUGAGAAACACUUGGAAAAAACCGAUCAGCAUCUGCGUACGGUCAGCCAGAAACUGGAGACAUUAGAAAUAGAAAAUAAAAAUAUAAAAGAAAUAUUCAUUAAAACUUUGAAAGAAUGGAAAGAAAAAGACACGAAAUACAUUUCUACCUCCGCAUCUACUUUUAUACUACAAUCACUAAACCAAAAUAGAGGAGUCAUUAUUACUGGAUCUCCGGGUUGUGGAAAAUCUAUUAUCGCUCAUAAUGUAGCACUGACAUUUGAAAAGGAGGGAUAUGAAAUAAUUCCUUGUGAUGGUCCAUCAGAAAUACUUAAACAUUUUACAGAAGAGAAGAUCCAAGUUUUUGUAAUUGAUGAUAUUUGUGGUAAAUUUGCUCUUAAUCAACACAAAGCAGACUCCUGGGAGCAAAACGAUAGUAAAUUAAAUAUGCUAUUACGUUCUAGUAAUGAGAAUGAUGACACUGAUGACAUCGCAAUUAAAUCAGAUGCUAAGUUUAUAAUCACGUGCAGGGAGAAUAUAUAUAGUCACAAGGCAUUUCCAAAACUGGCUUGUUUCUCGCUUGUACAAUGCAGCUUUUGUACAAAAUAUAAAAUUUCUCAAGAUGAAAUGAGAAAUAUUGCAUUGUCGUAUUUACCUGAGAACACUCUGAAUGGCAUACAGAAUAUUUGUCUGUAUGAUUUCUUUCCUCUUUUAUGUGCACUGUACGGCAAAAAAACUAAACAAAAUCUAGUUUUUUUUAAUCAUCCUGUUGAAGUAUUUGAAAAAGAAAUUGCAGAAAUGAAAAUCAAAUCUGAAACAUCUUUUCUCUGCCUUUCUCUCCUAGUUCUGAAGAAUAAUAAAUUUUGUAAAAAUGAAUUAAUGUCCAGUGGUUUAGAACAUUUAGUAAAUGCUAUAUGCAGAGACGGUGAUAUUGAAUCCUAUGUAUCCAUGGUGUCGAUACAAAAAUGUUUCAAGAGUCUUCAAGGUAUCUAUAUUACUGAAUCAGAGAACCAUUAUGCAGCAAUCCAUGACAAAAUGUUUGACAUUAUUUCAGCAGCUAUUGCACCAUCUAUAAUGAAUUGUUUGAUAGAGUAUGUUGACAUUGCUUUCAUUGCAAAUCGCAUUCAGCUUUCUUCAUGUGGUCAAAGUAGUCUUCCCUUUGUAGUCUAUGUCCCACCAGAGUUAGAAGGAAGUUAUCUCAAAAGACAAUAUAACGAGGCUUUGAAAGGAAGCAACUGGGAAGUAUUUGGAAGCUUACAGACAGAGAACCAGAAAUAUAGAAACCUACUGCUUUCCUUUCUCAAAGAACAAGACACAUGUCAGGAAACUACUUACGUUGCUGACAAGGAUGGCGCUACACCGUUCUUUGUAUCAUCGUAUUUAGGAUACGUCGAUUUUGUAGAAUAUUUCAAAGUAAAAAGUCCUGGUCACAUAGAUGGGAAAGACAAGAAAGGUAGAACGUCCUUCUUUGUAGCGUGUGAAAACGGUCACAUUUUAGUUGUUAAAUAUCUUAUGAAAUAUCGUCAUGACAUUAAUGCAAAAAACUCUGAGAAAACAACUGCAUUAUCUGCAACGUGCCUCAAUGGUCACACUGAGGUGGCUCAAUUGUUAUUAGAAAACAAGGCAGAAACAAACAAACUGAACAGAUUAAAACAAAGUACAAUACAUUUUGCUUGCUCAAAUGGUAAUGUAAAAUUGGUGCAGCUGCUACUAUAUGGUGGAUAUAAUGUCGAUAUAACAAUAAAAGAUAACUUUCGAAACACAGCUUUACAUAUAGCCUGUGACAAAGGGCAUUCAGACAUUGUUAAGAUAUUGAUUGAGUUUGGUAUGGAUGUCAAUCAGAAACAAAAACACGGUAAAACACCACUGUUUAUUGCUUGCACGAAUGGUUAUUUUGAAACAGUUAAGUACAUUACAGAUUGCAUGUAUUUGAAACAGAAAAAAAGAACAGUGGCUGAUGAAUUGAAGAAUUUACAUACGCUUAAAAGUGGAUGGACAGUUCUGCAUUCAGCUUGUAAUAAUGGACAUACCGAAGUAGUAAAAUUAUUGAUUGAUGUUGGUAUGACGGUUAAUGACUUAACAACUAAAGGAUGUUCACCCCUUUUUCUAGCCUGUAAAAAAGGACAUAACGACACAGUGAAAUUUUUACUUCAUUUAAAAGGCCAAACAUUGAAUAUGUGUGUAUACACGCAUACAAAACUUGUAAAAAGAUGGACAUUUCUACAUAUAGCUUGUUUGAAUGGACAUACAGAAGUAGUAAAGUUAUUGAUUGACGUCGGUAUGAAUGUAAAUGACGCAUUGACGUCUGGUUCUACGCCACUUCAUCUAGCUUGUCAGGAAGGUCACCAUGCAGUGGUAAAAUUAUUACUUGAUUUAAAUGGUCAAACAUUAAAUAGCUGUGUUGAUACAACUGUAAAAGAUGAGGAUAGAAGUUCAGUUUUACAUGUCGCUAGUUGUUCUGGACAUACAGAAGUAGUAAAGUUAUUGAUUGAUGUUGGUGUGGGUGUAAAUGACAAAUCGAAGGACGGUUCAACGCCACUAUUUCUAGCUUGUCAAAAUGGUCAUUACGAAACAGUGAAAUUAUUUCUUGAUUUGAAUGGCCACAGAUUAAAUAGCUGUGUAGAUACAAACAUAAAAGAUGAAGAUGGAUGGUCAGUUUUGCAUGUAGCUUGUUCAGAGGGACAUUCAGAAAUAGUAAAGUUAUUGAUCGAAACCGGUAUGAAUGUUAAUGACACAUCGACUAAUGGUUACACGCCAAUACUAUUAGCUUGUCAGGAAGGUCAUUAUGCAACAGUUAAAUUAUUACUGGAUUUAAAAGGCCAAACAUUAAAAAGCUGUGUAGAUACAAACAUAAAAGAUGAAGAUGGAUGUUCAGUUUUGCAUAUAGCUUGUUCGGAGGGACAUUCAGAAAUAGUAAAGUUAUUAAUCGAUAACGGUAUGAAUAUCAAUGACAAAUCGACCAAUUGCUCUACGCCACUAUAUUUAGCUUGUCGGGAAGGUCAUUACGACAUCGUGAAAUUAUUAAUUGAUUUAAAUGGUCAAAUAUCAAAUAGUCGUGUUGAUAUGACACUGAGAGGUGAAGAUGGCUGGUCAGUUUUACAUACAGCUUCUUCGAACGGACAUACUGAGGUUGUAAAGUUAUUGAUAGAAGUUGGAAUAAAUGUUAAUGAAUCAGUACAUGGUUGUACACCACUAUAUCUAGCUUGCCAUGAAGGUCAUUACGACACAGUAAAAUUGUUACUUGAUCUAAAUGGCCAAACAUUGAAUAGUUGUGUAGAUAUGACCAUAAAAGAUGACGAUGAAUGGUCAGUUUAACAUGCAGCUUGUUCAAAUGGACAUACAGAAAUAGUAAAGUUAUUAAUCGAUACUGGUAUGAAUAUAAAUGACACAUCGACUAAAGGCUCUACGCCACUAUUUUUAGCUUGUCAGGACGGCUGUUUUGCAACAGUAAAAUCAUUACUUACUUGAUUUAAAUGGACAAAUGUUAGAUAGCUGUGUAGAUACAACCCUAAAAGAUGAAGAUGGAUGGUCAGUUCUACAUGCAGCUUGUUGUUCUGGACAUACAGAAACAGUUAUGUUAUUGAUAGAAGUUGGUAUGUAUGUAAAUGACACAACGAAUAACGGUUGUACACCACUUCUUUUAGCUUGUCACAAAGGUCAUUAUGACACAGUAAAAUCAUUACUUGAUUUAAAUGGUCAAGUAAUAAAUAGUCGUGUAGAUACAACCAAAAAGAUGAAGAUGGAAAUUCGGCUUUAGACGCAGCUUGUUGGGCUGGACACACAGCAAUAGUAAAGUUAUUGAGCGAUGUCGGUAUGAAUGCAAAUGACAAAUGAUGGUCAGUUCUAUAUGCAGCUUGUUAUUCUGGACAUACAGAAACAGUUACGUUAUUGAUUGAAGUUGGUAUGUAUGUGAAUGACACAACGAAUAACGGUUGUACACCACUUCUUCUAGCUUGUCACAACGGUCAUAAUAGCACAAUAAUUCUUAUAUGAUUUGCAUAUUAAGGAAUACGUUGAUAUGAUUGGUCGAGAGGACUUCCGGUAGUUGAUCUUGACGUUGGUUAUUUUUCGAUAGACGACGUUGACCGAACUUUUUCUCGUAACCAAUGUAAACAAGAUGGCGGCGAUAAUAACACCGACGUUAACAAAAUUUAUUUCAUUGCACGUUAAUCGUUAAAUUGAAUAACAAAAACAAAAGCAUUCGUUUGAAUGAUAAGAGUUUUUGUUGUUUAUCUUUUUAUCAGAUUGCAAAUUACAUGGAGGACAUAUUUUUGCGUAAGCCGACAAAUUGAUUCAUGCGCCGAGCCUAUUCAAUGACAUAAAUAUACAAUUUACGUGCGAUAGAGGUUACGAGUGUGGAAAAAAUAUUUUCCAUAUCUCCAAUUUCAAAGAAUUAUAAGGAUUAAACGCCUUUUAAAAGGAAUUUAUUGGUGUAUAUACUGGACCAAGUCACUCACAAACAUAUCAUAAGUGAAUUGGUUCAGUUUAUACACCAAUAAAUUCCUUUAAAAAGGCGUUUAAUUCUAUAGUAAAAUCAUAACUUGAUUUAAAUGCGCAAGUAAUAAAUAGUCGUGUAGAUACAACCAUAAAAGAUGAAGAUGGAAAUUCGGCCUUAGACGCAGGUUGUUCGGCUGGACAUACAGCAAUAGUUUAGUUAUUGAGCGAUGUCGGUAUGAUUGCAAAUGACAAAUGAAAUUCAAGUUUUUAUACAUCACUAUAUCUAGCAAUGAGGGUCAUUAUGUAUCAGUGAAAAUAUUAUAGUAAAUGAUCUUGUUGGAUAAAAAUUGAAUAGUUGUGUAAAACUACACCAAAAGAUGGAGAUGAAUGGUCAGAAUAACAUGUACAUUAAAGAACAUACAGAAGUAGAACAUUUAUUAAUUGAUAUACGCAUAGAUAUUACGGCAAUGACGCAUGAUGGUAAAUAGGUCUUAAUUUAGACUGUUCCUAUCCACAUUAUGUUAGUGCGAAAGUAUUAAACAUAACUUUGCAGAAUUACACCUAUGUGAUAUUUAAAUUCGUAUGAUUGCUUAAAGAAGAGGUUUCACAAAUAUUUUAGAACUGUUAAGUGAAUAUUUUAACAACUUAAAGGAGAACAUGAAAUAGAUCAGACAUAUUUAUCAUGAAUCUCCUUUAGUGAAUGUAACUACAGAGAAAACCCAACAAAGAUACCAGAACAAAGAUCAACCACACAAGAAAUAUAAAACUGAAAUCUUUCCAAGUGUAAAUAGGCUUACAGCAAAGCAAAAAGAGACCACCAAACCAUCUAUAAAGAACAUCUGGUUGCCAAAAAAUGAAAACACCCAUCAAGAUAUCAAAGACAUGACAUAUGAUGAAGACAUAAUCUUUCAAUCAGUGUAAUUGAAGUCUGGAGCUGGCAUGUCAGUUAACAGCUAGUAGUCUGUUGUUAUUUAUGUAUUAUUGUCAUUUUGUUUAGUUUCUUUUGUUACAUCUUCUGACAUCAGACUCGGACUUCUCUUGAACUGAAUUUUAAUGUGUGUAUUGUUAUCCGUUUACUUUUCUACAUUGGCUAGAGGUAUAGGGGGAGGGUUGAGAUCUCAUAAACAUGUUUAACCCCGCCGCAUUUUUGCGCCUGUCCCAAGUCAGGAGCAUCUGGCCUUUGUUAGUCUUGUAUUAUUUUUAACUUUAGUUUCUAGUGUAUAAUUUGGAGUUUAGUAUGGCGUUCAUUAUCACUGAACUAGUAUACAUAUUUAUUUAGGGGCAAUAUGAAGGACGCCUCCGGGUGCGGCAGUUUCUCGCUGCAUUGAAGACCUAUCGAUGACCUUCUGCUGUUGUCUGUUAUAUGGUCGAGUUGUUGUCUCUUUGGCACAUUCCCCAUUUCCAUUCUCAAUUUUAUUUCUUACUUAGGAUACACACGUGAUUAUUAAUCGGUAUUAAACGAUUAUUGUUUUUACAGAUUUCAUCGCAUCCCAGAUGAAUACAUAUCAGUGAACUAAUAAACAACACAUUAUACAUAAAGUAUGCAGGAAUAACACAUUAUUAUAAUCGACAGUACUUCAAGAAAAGAAGAGUUGAAAUUGAACAUUGAUAUGAGCACCAAUGAGACAACUUUCCAUCCAAGUCACAAAUUUGUAUAAAAAGCCCAUUUUAGGUCAUAUCACACUCUUCAGCACGGAGCCGUGGCUCACACUGCACAAGCAAAACAGGGCCCCAAAAUGACUUGUGUAAAACCAUUCAAACAGAAAAACCAACGGUCUUAUCUAUAUACAAAUGGCUUAUACGAAUACAUAACAUAAAAGUGUGUAUCUUCCAUCGAACAAAACAAUCAGCAAAUUGAUUUUCCUUAGCCACAAAUACCUGGUGCAAAAAAAAAAACAAACACCAACGUUUCUUUUAUCAAUAAUACCGCAACGAAGAACGAGGCUGAAUAAAAUAUACAAAUCCAUCUAAGCUUUUCAAUCCUGUCAAUAACAACGCAUUGGGAUGGUUCCCUCGGUUGACUCAAGCAGUCGAAACGAUUUAAUGACAGAAUAAUACAAAUAAUAUGACUUCCGUCGGGACAACACUUUUUCAGGAAUAUCCUUCGUAAUGAACAAUAAUUUAACAAAAGCUUGGAAAAAAAGACGUAUUAAUCGUUUAUGAGACAAAACAAACCAAAACAAAAAAGAGAGAAAUAAAUUGAAGCUUAUACAGAAUAGUAGUAUGACAAAUUUUGAUAUGACGACCAAUAUAUCAAGUAAAAAAACAGUAUUUUCUUUCGCAAAAAUGCUUUAAUAUUCAAAAUUGGCUAUUUCUCGUUACGCCAAACCUUAUUUCUACGAAUAGGUACACUCCAUUUGGGACAGUAACAUCAUCAAGUUGCAAGAUCAAAAGUCCAAACACAUUAAAUGAAUGGAAAAUAACUGACAUUUUCCCGACUUAGUUUUUCCUUUGGUAAAAAAUGGUAAAUUAAACCUGGUUUUAUAGCACACCAGUCAACUUUGUGUUACUGUUGAUUCCGCGUUCCGAAAAACUUAAAAGAAAGCAUUCAUAGAAUAUUUUGUAUCUGCAUCAUUAUAAAAUACAUCUUAAAAGGUCAUGGAUUUGAUUCAGUGAAUCGUUUUAAAGAUUAUUUUUGGAAGGCAUUUGUACCACUACAAUUAUAGAAAUUAAAAGUACUAGAACGUCAUGACGUCGUUAACUUUAUUUUUUGGUCUGUAAUCUACAGUUUUAAAGAUAAAUUAAUUGAGUUAUACUGUUUUUGUAUUUUGUACUUCGAAUGCUCAGUUCUUAUACAGUUAUCGCAUUACCUUUGUAAAUGUAUACACAAAUGUUCUUAUUGCGUACAAAAGUAAUAGUUCCGUUUUGUGAAUUGCUUCUAUGAGAUAAUUAAAAGUCAGUCGAUUCA